Misgurnus anguillicaudatus (oriental weatherfish) is the source of this 2322-nucleotide messenger RNA. RefSeq names its product transmembrane protein 233. The record is from RefSeq and is a predicted model, not a curated record. NCBI's taxonomy places the organism in Eukaryota, Metazoa, Chordata, Actinopteri, Cypriniformes, Cobitidae. Gene Ontology annotation, cellular component: membrane.
UAAGCCAUAUAUGACUCACUCAUCUUCUCAUCCAUUGCUUCUCACUCUUACUCAAUCAUCUGACAUCCCCGGCUUCUUAUUUCUCCUCCUGCUUUCCAUUCAGUAUCCUGAGACCUCAAGUAAAUGUUCAACAUCAUUGCAUCUUCCGCAGCUACCACAGAGUCUCCUGGUCCGUUUCGCAUCAUGAGUUCUGGUGUCCAGCAGUUGGAUGAAAAGUCAAGCCGCUCUAUAGAUGGAAGUAUUAGUGACAGUUUUGUAAUGAAUGCUGAGUCGCAAGGGCCUCCACCGUUGAGGAAUUACAUUUUUUUGACUAUAUUCACUUGUUUUUGUCCUGCGUGGCCUAUCAACAUUGUGGCAUUGGUUUUUUCAUUGAUGUCUCAAAGCAGUUAUGACACCGAAGACUAUGAAGGAGCUCAGCGGCUGGGGAGGAAGGCUCUUCACAUGGGAAUUGCCUCUCUUCUUAUUGGCCUGCUGAUCAUUAUGGUCUUCAUUAUUGUACACUUUACAACGCACACAAUCUGAUGGUGAAAAUAGAAAACAAUCUGAUGUUGAUCUGUUCCAGUGCAAACAGGAGGACACUGUGAGCUCACACCAGAAUGUGGUUUCGUAGUGGCGGCACCACUUGCUUGAACCAUCCUGGAUUCAUAAGUAAUCAAUAUUAUGAAAUGGAAUGUAUUAAAAGGUCUGAUUUGCUAAAAGCAUGGCCAAAAGGACUACAAAAAAAACAAGUGACAUACUAUUCAUACCAGUUUGUAACAAUAUCUCAAAGAUUUUCUAGUGAUGCCACGUCUUUCUGCAGGCAACACAUUUGCAUCUACGUUGUGUAUAAUGACACCUCAAAUCUUGUUCACGUGUAUAGUUUCAGAGGUGGGAAUUGUGUCUGCCCUUAAUAAAUAUUGAAAUGAUGCUUUCAUACAAACAUCUAAUGGAUGCUUUUACAGAAAAGAAAAUUUAAACACCCUGUGGAAUGAUGUAUGGGUGAUUGUAUAAAAAUAACUAUAGACGAUUUCAUAGGACGCAUGCAUGCUGUCAUGGUUACGUGCCUGGUCCAAUGUUAACUUCCGGUCUGUGUUUGUUUAUCAGUGUUGCUAGUGGCUAAACUGACCUCUAGAACAAAUACCUUGUCGAAAAUAAAAUCGGUUUCCUAAAGGCGAGGAAAGACGGCCAGCAUGGAUCCCCGCAGUCAAGAAUUCAAGGAUUCGUAACUAACAUUGUAUAAACCGUUUCAUCGGGCGCACGUGCGGUGACGCGAUAAGCGUCUGUUCCGAACUUUACUUCUGGUUUCUGUUUGUUUAAUAGUCUGACUAGUUGCUGAAACUGAACUCUUAAACAAAUACCUCGUCGAAAAUAACAAAUGUUUUGCGUUCCUAUGUAAUCUACGUGUUGUUUGUUUUGCUUGUUAUAUAAAUAAACUACUUUAAAAGGACUUUGCUGUUAUUUAUUCUUUGCGGAGUUUACCGGAAGUUACGUGAUGACCACGAAAGCUUGUUUAUGUUGUUACUGCUGAAACGGUCUAUACAUGAAUUUUACAUGGUAACUUUAGCUAAGUAAUUUACAUAUUUAUUUUGCUUGUUAUCAGAAGUAAUCUACUCUGGAAGGUUAUUAUCUUUUGCAAAAGUCUCCAGAAGUAAAGUUUGGGCCACAAAAGCCAUUUGUUUAUGUUGUUGUCGCUGAAACCGUCUAUAGUGCGAUACAGUUUUUUUACCGAAAAAAUACAUGUUAAGUGUAUGAAAUGACUCAAUAAAUACUCACUUAUCAUUGCAUUAGUGGCUGCCUUAUUUUAUUAUGAAUUACAGCAAGAUAUCAAUGUCUUUCUUGUGGACUACCCACUUCCAUUUCUUUCACAUCCAAUGUAAUCUGCAGCGUUUGGAGUUUCCUGUAUUCUGAUAUGUAAUAUUAUAGCCAGCUAAGGUUAAAUAUAGCUAAAUCAUCUGCCAGACCUUGAGAAUCAGAGCAAACAGUUCCUGCUGCAGCUGAACAUACGCAAUGGUAUUUUUUGUAAGGUGUUUAAUCAACUUAACUGUAUAGGGUAUAUUUUUUUGUACUCAUCUUUCAGACUAACUAACAGACAGACUAAAUAACUAACUAAUGACUUACUAAUGCUUUACUAGGUGUUACCAUCAAGAGUCAAGAGUCACAAACUGGUAGUCCCCCUCACUGCUUUUCUCACCCAUGUCUGUUUAUUAGUGUGGAUACACCUCUAUUUACCUCAGGAGAUUAUUGUCGGUGUCAUAUAAUGACACUGUGAUACUGGAUAGCCAUAUAAAUAUUUAUGAGUUUAUUAGUAAGACAUGUAAUUAAACACAGCUGGCUAAUUCCAUC